Messenger RNA from Paramecium tetraurelia, 807 nucleotides. RefSeq lists its product as uncharacterized. Gene Ontology annotation, molecular function: protein serine/threonine phosphatase activity; cation binding. The transcript is spliced from 5 exons. Lineage: Eukaryota; Ciliophora; Oligohymenophorea; Peniculida; Parameciidae. The record is from RefSeq and is a predicted model, not a curated record. Gene Ontology annotation, biological process: protein dephosphorylation.
AUGAUUAAUAGUAAAGUCAAGUCAGAAUUUUUGUAAAAACUAGCUUGCUGUUCAGAAUAUGCUUAUAGAGAAGAUACCAACUAUCCUAUUCGAAAUCAAAUGGAAGAUUCCCAUUAUUAUAAAGAUAAUUGUUUUGAGGAUGGCACUACUUGUCUAUUUGCAGUUUUUGAUGGUCAUGGAGGGACUGAUGUUGUAGAAUACAUUACUAAAAUUCUGCCUGAAACCUUUCUGAGGGAUUUCAAGUAAUUUAAUACUUUGAAACCGAACGAUUAUUUUGAAUUAAUAUUCAAAAAGGUGGAUGAUUAAUUAAAAUUAGUAGGGGCUGCAGAAAUAGGUGCCACCUGUUGCUUGACUUUAUUAAGAAAGGAGGAUAAUAAAAGAAAAUGUUAUAUUGCAAAUUUGGGUGAUACCAGAGCAGUUAUGAAUAUAGAUGGCAAAGCAGUCAGAAUGACUGUCGAUCACAAAGGAAUAGACCCUGAGGAAUAAGUUAGAGUUAAGCGGGAAGGAGGCACAAUUGUGAGAGGUAGAGUGAUGGGCCAAUUAGCAGUAACCAGAGCAUUUGGAGAUCUAGAUUUAAAAACUGUAGGUGUUUCUGUUAAGCCUGACUUAAAAGUGUAGGAAAUUACACCCUAGUGCAAAUAUUUAAUCAUGGCUUCUGAUGGGUUGUGGGACGUUGUUGAUGACUAGAAAGCAAUUGACUUAACUAAAGGACUUAAGAAUUCUGAUGAAAUGACAAAGGAGCUAUUGCAGUUUGCUUUGAAAAAUGGCUCAAGAGACAACAUUAGCAUCUUAAUUGUAAUGUUCUGA